UUUCUCAGACACUUCCGGGUCCUGCGUCGCUCCGGAAGCCCGCGAGUUCCGGAAGCCUGGGUAAUCCAGGUUCUGCUAGGAGGCUUCCCAGAGAAUGUUUCAGAGAAAGUUACGUGGAACGGGGGCGGUUCGCAGACUCGUAAGUUCCUUUGGAAUGUGGAAGAAACCUCUGGAGAAAAGCUCUGUCCUGCUCCAUUUGCCCCAUGUAAUCCUGGCACUGCGAAUACCAGCACUGUCAUUUCUCUGCACGGAAGUGGAGGCGGGGAAAAGAUGUCUAGCACACUCUGUCCUUCCUGGCGUCUCUUUCUUCUUAACUGCCUGUCAAUAAGAGACCUUCGGAGAUGACAUGGCUUCGGGAGAAGAGAACACGAAGAGGAUAAGUAGAGUGCUAAGAAUCAGUCAGUUGGAUGCGCUUGAACUAAACAAGGCCCUAGAGCAGCUGGUUUGGUCCCAGUUUACUCAGUGCCUUCAUGGAUUUCAGCCAGGGCUGUUGGCCCGCUUUGAACCAGAGGCAAAAGCGUUCCUGUGGCUCUUCUUGUGGCGCUUCACCAUCUACUCUAAAAAUGCCACCGUGGGACAGUCCGUUUUGAAUAUGCAGUACAAAAACGACUUUUCCCCGAAGCUGAGGUACCAGCCCCCGAGCAGGAAUCAGAAGCUGUGGUACGCUGUGUGCACAGUCGGUGGCACGUGGUUGGAGGAGCGCUGCUACGACCUGUUUCGAAACCGCCAUGUGGCGUCUUUUGGGAAAGCCAGGCGGUGUGUGAACAUCGUGGUUGGACUUUUGAAAUUAGGUGGGCUGAUUAAUUUCCUGGUGUUCCUUCAGAGGGGCAAGUUUGCAACCUUGACAGAACGUCUCCUAGGCAUUCGUUCUGUAUUUUGCAAGCCCCAAAGCGUACGUGAGGUUGGCUUUGAGUAUACGAAUAGAGAACUUCUCUGGCAUGGUUUUGCGGAGUUUCUGAUUUUUCUCUUACCACUUAUUAAUAUCCAGAAGUUGAAAGCUAAGUUAUCCUCGUGGCACAUUCCUCUGACUGGCGCUCCUGACGGUGACAGUACAUUAGCCACCGGUGGCAAACAGUGUUCUCUGUGUGGGGAGUGGCCCACCAUGCCUCACACCAUAGGAUGUGAGCAUGUCUUCUGCUACUACUGUGUUAAGAGUAGUUUCUUAUUUGACAUGUACUUUACGUGUCCUAAGUGUGGCACAGAGGUACACAGUCUGCAGCCACUGAAAUCAGGCAUUGAGAUGUCAGAAGUGAAUGCUCUAUAGAAACUAAGACUGUCUUCUGAGGAAAACUGUAUUGUGUUUAAGUCCUUAAUAUUAGCCAUGCUAAGCAUACCAUUUAGGUGUUUUUAUGAGGGGAGGUGCUUCUCGGCCACCGUCUUCUGUUCCUUUCCAGGCACGACUAAAUUCUAAUCACUAGAAACCACAGGAUUCUAAAUACAUUAUGUAAACAGUAAUGUAUUACUUUCUUUAAAUCAUUGCAUUCAAUUUUUUAUGUGGAAAGGAAUGGACAGUUUUUGUCAGAAUACUAAAAAGGCUCUUUCAUUUUGCUACUCCCUGAAAAGAGGUUAGAUUCUAAAACAAUUUUGGAGACUCUGGGGUGAGUGUGUAUUUAUUUUCAGAAAUGGCGUUGUAAUGUCUUAAUCUGACAAAGAUAAAGCCUUGUGGUCUUAAACCUUGGGGUCUGAUGCCCCCGUUGUAAUUUUAAGCUUUUCUCUAAAACCUGCUUGUAAGGGCUUUGCCUGGCUGCAGUCUCAGGCAAAGUAAAGGCCACCAGAAGCUCCAGACUGAUGUUCUGCCGGCCUCUGGUCUGGCUGGAGUGAGGCUUCCUGCCUGAUAGUCGUAGCUAAGUCUAGGACUCAGGGUCAUUGGUCUGUCUGGGACUAUGCCCACAUUUGUGAGCCAGGAUAGAAGACUGCUCUGGAUCACUCCUGUGUGGGUGACAUUCUCACGUGUGCCACAUGGACCCGUAGUGGGAGAGUAGGCAGUUCACUGAGGUGCCUGUGAGGGAACUGAGGACGAUGCAUAGGUAAAGACAACAGAUCCCUAUUUGCCUUUUUUUACCUACAGUCUGCAUACAGUCUAUAAGGACAUAACCGAGUGAUUAACUUAUUAGAUUGCAGAUUUGAAAGGAUUAAAUAAAGUCAACACAUUUUGUUACCAACAAUUUUGUUACAGUGUUAUUUUGGUAAAGUGUAUUCUGAGUAGAUGCCCAUACUAUUGUAAUUUUAGCAUGAAAAUAGUAUUUUACAUGUAUGCUAACUGAUAGAGUUGUCAAUAUUAUGGGAGUUUUAUGUUUUUCUACAGACACUAAUGGCCGUACAGUUUAUUUGUUUAAUUUUUUAUUGUUCUUUAAUAUCUCCCACCUCACUGAUUAACCACACGGGGUCAGGGGGUAUGACUGCUCUGCUCAUCACUGGAUAACCAGAGCCUACCUCUCCUAGUGCCAGGGUACCAGUAGAGAGACAUUCUGCUAGUUGAAUAUCACAGACUGGGUUUUGCAGAAGCAGAUGUUGCAAGGGUUUUUAAAAAAGUACAUUGGCCUGGAUUGCGCCAAAGUAGUCAGGUCCUCUUACCUACGCCUCUGGGUCACUGGCCAUGGGCUUCUCUGCAGCUGAGGCAGCCUGCUGACCCCACCCCCUAGCUGGGCAACAGAUCUGUCCUGAGAGGAGCUGGGUGUCCAGCCUAGUGUUUACCGCAUUUAGCACUGUCUCUCCAUUGUUUUUCCUUGUAGUUUUCCAUUUUUGUUUUUCUUGCUUGGAAGCAUACAAACAUCACACUAAUGGCAGUGUUCAACUUAAAACCAUUGGGCUUAUUAUUGACUUGUGCACUCAAGUGCCGCUUCAGGGAACUCCCACUCACUGCAGAGACCUAGGCCUGCUGGCUAAGACACUCUGACAGUCCCUGACUCCGUUCAGUCCCUGCCUCCCUGUGCACUGCCACGAGACUCACUUUAACACUGGUGCUUCCUCCCUGGUGGUCUCAGGGCUCCAGGUGCAGUAUAACUGGGUCAUAUUUAGCUGCGUGAUCUAUUUCUGCUUUAGCCUCAAGAACCUAACUAUCAGCUAUGAGUCUCUUCCCUUGGGAAAACAAAAACUUUUACACUAACAUUGUUUUUCCUCUCCUAUGUAACUUGUUCUCAAAUCAGAUUUGCUCCUUGUGUAUAUAAUGUAUCCGGUUGCUUCAGUGAUCAUAUCUAAAAUAUAUACCAGUCAAAGCUAACCCAAGGCAUGUUCUGCUCCCUUGCUCCCAACACCCCCGCCUCAGAUCUCGUUCUUUAAUUCCUCUAAGAUUCACCUUGAUCGCCCUGUGAAAUGGAUAUUCAGUAAUGUCUACCUUUCAGGACUCCUUGACGGGAAAUAAAAAUAAGAUCAUUCUUUUAAAAAUUA
Suricata suricatta (meerkat) is the source of this 3387-nucleotide messenger RNA. RefSeq names its product peroxisomal biogenesis factor 2 (gene PEX2). Gene Ontology annotation, molecular function: zinc ion binding. The record is from RefSeq and is a predicted model, not a curated record. Gene Ontology annotation, biological process: protein import into peroxisome matrix. Lineage: Eukaryota; Metazoa; Chordata; Mammalia; Carnivora; Herpestidae. Gene Ontology annotation, cellular component: peroxisomal membrane. The transcript has 4 exons. Bases 347 to 1264 code for a protein of 305 amino acids.